AUGUCCAAGAAGAACCUCUGCACGCCCCUUUCUUCGCUUUUGCGGCGCUGUUUAACUUCAAUUCCACAACACUUCACUUCCCAUUCUUCUCCACACAUUAAACUCUCUAUUCUUCACCGCGUAUCACCUCACCAUCGUCCUCCUCACGAUCCCAACUUCGAUUUCUAUUGUUCUCUUGGGUUUUCAUGGAAAAACUUAUGCUCCAAAUCUGCCGAGGAAAUCCAACUUGGGUGCUGGAAUUGCCACGCUCUCCCUCACUCUGCACCUUUCCUGGUCUGCGACUCCUGUCGGUGCAUCCAACCCGUCGAUGGUUCCACUGACUAUUUUCAGAUAUUUGGGGUGGAGAGGAAGUAUGAUCAAGAAGGUGAGAAUUUGGAGGGCAAGUACAAAGAAUGGCAAAAGAAACUGCAUCCUGACUUAGUACAUUCAAAAUCUAAGAAAGAAAGAGAUUUUGCUGCUGAACAGUCUGCAAGGGUAAUUGAUGCGUACCGUACACUUAGCAAGCCUUUGUCAAGAGGAAUUUACUUGCUGAAGCUUAACGGUGUAGAAAUAGAUGAAGAACAAACAAUAUCAGAUCCAGAACUACUGGCGGAGAUUAUGGAAAUCAGGGAAACGGUUGAAGAAGCUACAGACUCUGAAGCUCUGAAUCUCAUUCUCUCUCAGAUGCAGGAGAAGCUGCAAAAUUGGUCUAAUACCUUUGGUCAUGCUUUUCAAAACCGGAAUUUUGAAGAAGCAAAAUUGGCAAUUAGGAGAAUGACUUACUAUAGUCGUGUAAUUGAUGAAGUAGGAAAGAAGCUUUAA
This is a messenger RNA of Sphenostylis stenocarpa, 801 nucleotides long. Lineage: Eukaryota; Viridiplantae; Streptophyta; Magnoliopsida; Fabales; Fabaceae. The record is from the annotation of a GenBank genome assembly.